Messenger RNA from Sciurus carolinensis (gray squirrel), 5674 nucleotides. It is a transcript of the gene Fkbp15, whose product is annotated as FKBP prolyl isomerase family member 15. Gene Ontology annotation, cellular component: growth cone. The coding region runs from base 86 to 3727 and encodes 1213 amino acids. Lineage: Eukaryota; Metazoa; Chordata; Mammalia; Rodentia; Sciuridae. Gene Ontology annotation, molecular function: peptidyl-prolyl cis-trans isomerase activity. The transcript is spliced from 28 exons. The record is from RefSeq and is a predicted model, not a curated record.
GCCACCGCGACAUUUUACGACGUCGGCGGUGACAGGCCCUGGGAACAUCCGGCUUUCUCCCGACAGCCGGGCGAAAGCGAGCACGAUGUUCGGUGCCGGGGACGAGGAUGACACCGACUUCCUCUCGCCCAGUGGCGGUGCCAGACUGGCCUCUCUUUUUGGACUGGAUCAGGCUGCUGCUGGCCAUGGAAAUGAAUUCUUCCAAUAUACAGCUCCAAAGCAGCCUAAGAAAGGUCAGGGAACAGCAGCAACAGGAAAUCAGGCAACACCAAAAACAGCACCAACCACAGCGGGCACGUCCACAGUACUGGUUGCAACAGCAGUCCAUGCGUAUCGAUACACAAAUGGUCAGUAUGUAAAGCAGGGCAAAUUUGGUGCUGCAGUCCUGGGGAACCACACAGCCAGAGAGUAUAAGAUUCUUCUUUAUAUCAGUCAACAACAACCAGUUACUGUUGCUAGAAUUCAUCUGAACUUUGAGCUAAUGGUUCGGCCCAAUAACUACAGCACCUUUUAUGAUGACCAGAGACAAAACUGGUCCAUCAUGUUUGAGUCGGAAAAAGCUGCCGUGGAGUUCAAUAAGCAGGUGGGCAUUGCCAAGUGCAACAGCACCUCUUCCUUAGAUGCAGUGAUCUCUCAGGACCUCAUUGUGGCUGAGGGCCCUGGUGUGGAAGUUGGAGAUUCUUUAGAAGUGGCCUAUACUGGCUGGCUCUUUCAGAAUCAUGUGCUGGGCCAGGUUUUUGACUCUACUACUAACAAAGAUAAGUUGCUUCGCCUGAAAUUAGGAUCAGGAAAAGUCAUCAAGGGCUGGGAGGAUGGCAUGCUGGGAAUGAGAAAAGGAGGAAAGAGGUUGCUUAUCAUCCCUCCAGCCUGUGCUGCUGGCUCUGAAGGGGUUAUAGGCUGGACUCAGUCGACGGACUCAAUCCUGGUGUUUGAAGUGGAGGUUAGGCGGGUGAAGUUUGCCAGAGAUUCUGGCUCUGAUGGGCAGAAUGUUAGUUCUCGGGAUUCUGCGGCCCCUUCUCCCAUACCUGGUGCUGACAGCCUUUCUGCUGAUCCUGUUGUGUCACCACCCACGUCGAUGCCUUUCAAAUCAGUGGAGCCAGGUUUUCGUACCAAAUCUAACUCCCUCGGUGAACAGCUUACAGUCAAUACAAGUCCUGAUACAGUCAAGGCCAAGUUGAUCUCUCGGAUGGCUAAAAUGGGCCAGCCCAUGCUGCCCAUUCUUCCACCACAGCUGGAUUCCAAUGACUCAGAAAUUGAAGAUGUGAAUGCUCAGCGAGGAGUUGGACAACCCCUGGUGACUCCGUCUGUCCAGCCCUCUCUUCAGCCUGCUCAUCCAGUGUUACCACAGAUGACUUCACAGGCCCCUCAGGCAUCUGUUUCUGGGCUCCAAACACCUUCUGCUGCCUUAAUGCAAGUUGCAUCUCUUGAUUCCCACUCAACUAUGUCUGGAAAUGCCCAGUCCUUUCAGCCCUAUGCAGGUGUGCACGCCUACACAUAUCCCCAGGCAUCCGCAGUCACCUCCCAGCUGCAGCCAGUCCGACCCUUGUACCCAGCACCACUGUCCCAGGCUCCCCAUUUUCAAGGAUCACGUGACAUGGCUUCAUUUCUUAUGACCGAAGCCCGGCAACAUAACACUGAGAUUCGAAUGGCAGUCAGCAAAGUGGCUGAUAAAGUGGAUCAUCUCAUGACUAAGGUUGAAGAGUUACAGAAGCAGAGUGCUGGCAAUUCCAUGCUUCUUCCUAGCAUGUCAGUGACGAUGGAAACAAGCAUGAUCAUGAGCAACAUUCAGAGAAUCAUUCAGGAAAAUGAAAGAUUGAAGCAAGAGCUACUUGAGAAGAGCAGUCGGAUAGAAGAACAGAAUGACAAGAUCAGUGAACUCAUUGAACGGAAUCAGAGGUAUGUUGAGCAGAGUAACCUGAUGAUGGAGAAGAGGAACAACUCACUUCAAACAGCCACAGAAAACACACAGGCAAGGGUAUUGCAUGCUGAACAAGAGAAGGCCAAGGUGACAGAAGAGUUAACAGCAGCCACUGCCCAGGUCUCUCACCUGCAGCUCAAAAUGACUGCACACCAAAAGAAGGAAACAGAGCUGCAGCUGCAGCUGACAGAAAGCUCGAAGGAGGCAGAUCUUCUUCGGGGCCAGGUUGCCAAACUGCAGGCAGAGCUCUCAGAGCUCCAGGAAACCUCAGAGCAAGCACAGUCCAAAUUCAAAAGUGAAAAGCAGAGCAGGAGACAACUGGAACUCAAAGUAACGUCCCUGGAGGAGGAAUUGACUGAUCUACGAGCUGAGAAGGAGUCCCUGGAAAAGAACCUCUCAGAAAGGAAAAAGAAGUCAGCUCAAGAGCGCUGCCAGGCCGAGGAGGAGAUGGAUGAGAUUCGCAAGUCACACCAGGAGGAACUGGACAAGCUUCGACAGCUCUUGAAAAAGGCCCGAGUGUCCACAGACCAAGCAGCUGCAGAGCAGCUGUCUCUGGUGCAGGCUGAGCUACAGACCCAGUGGGAAGCAAAGUGUGAGCAUCUGUUGGCCUCCGCCAAGGACGAGCACCUGCAGCAGUACCAGGAAGUGUGUGCGCAGAGAGAUGCCCACCAGCAGAAGCUAACACGUCUUCAAGAAAAGUGCUUAGCCCUCCAGGCCCAAGUCACAGCCCUCACAGAGCAAAAUGAACAGCACAUCAAGGAACAGGAGAAGAGCAAGUCCCAGAUGUCUGGGGUUGAAGCUGCUGCUGAUCCCUCAGAGAAGGUCAAGAAGAUCAUGAACCAGGUGUUCCAGUCAUUGCGGGGAGAGUUUGAGCUGGAGGAAUCUUACGAUGGCAGGACCAUUCUGGGGACCAUCAUGAAUACAAUCAAGAUGGUGACUCUACAGCUGUUGAACCAGCAGGAGCAAGAGAACGGAGGCAGCAGCAGUGAGGAAGAUGAGCAGCCUCUGCAGCCUUCCGAGGAGCAGUCCGCCUCAGCCACACCUGGGCUGUGUUCCCCACCCCCAAAUGUAGAGGGGCAGGCGGCUGCCAUGGUGCUGUCAGAGCAGGUAGUGGAAGAGGUCACCCCAUUGCCGCCACAGGCUCUCCCCACACCUGAGGACAGUGUACAGAGAAGGAAAGGGGAGCUAGUUGCAGAGGCACUUUCAGAGAUCAAAGAUGGUUUCCUCUCACCCAAACCAGCUUGUACCUUAUCUCACACAGUUCUGGGGCCCCCAACUUCGAUUCCACCUAAGCCUCCAGGUCCUGUACUGAUGAACUCUGAGUGUGAGGAAGUACCUGUUGCUGGCCCAUUGGCAACCAAGUCUGACAACCCAGUGGGAACGGUGCAUGUCAGGGCAGUCCCAGAUGGCCCACCUCAAGAAAGCCCCAGGAGAUCGUCACUGACUUUAGACCCAGAGAAGGGGGACCCACCAGCCUUAGGACCUGAGAGCCCAGGAAAGCCCCAGCCUCCAGAGCUCAAUGAAGAUGAGGAUGUCACCAGCUCUGCUGGUCCUUCUGAGGAGCCACUAGGUAUGGAGGCCACCUCUGCAGCUGCAGGAACAGCCCUCAGACCCAACCAUGGCUCUCAGCAUUCCAGUCUCUCUGGGGAAGAGGAUGAACUGUUUCAAGGGGCAACUCUAAAAGUUCCAAGGCCCAAAGCACAACUGGAGGAGGAGGACGAAGACGAGGUGAGCAUGAAGGGACGCCCGCCCCCAACACCCCUUUUUGGAGAUGACGGUGAUGAUGAUGACAAUGACUGGCUGGGAUGAAGACCCAGGAAACUGGUGCACAGGUUUCUCUUCCAACCCUUCCCUAAGCAUGAUUUUGCACAACCAACCCUGGGUCUAGGCAAACACAGGGUGAGGUCAAGGUGAGCAUUCCGAGGACAGUAGUUCGGCUGUCGGAGGUAGUUAGCUACCUUCUCAGCACCACACCUGACCUGGCAAAGAGGAUCGUGACCCUGUUUUCAGAACUGGUGUUUUGAGCAGCCCACUGUGGUCCUGCCUGCGAGUCCCAGUUGGAGGAAGGAUUGGAGGCUCCCCUCCAGCCAGUCACCUACAAGAGUCCGGCCCUCUUUCAAGCUUUCUCUUCUCUUCAGUCACUCUCAGACUAACCCAGGACAUCCCUCCAUCUGCCUCCCAGGGCUCAACUGUGCCCCAGCAACAAGACCUGUCACCUGGGGGCAGGUCUCCCUGGAGAACUGAGGGGAGAUUACAUCAUCUUGAUCCCAGGUCAGUUAGCAGUCUGCCUGUGGUCCAAGGACAUGUCUCUUAUCUCUGCCUUAAAUCUUAUACAAAAGGUCAAUGAGUAUUUGAAAUUAACCAAACUAAAAUAAAUGUCUAUAAAGAAACUUGACUCGGGCCCUUGGGGAGAAACUGAGUUUCGUCCUAAGAACUGCCUUAUGCUCCUCUUUGGGAAUCUAAGGAUAGGAGUUGUAACUGGGCCAGUUAACGUGCACAAAUGCACUGUGCUAUGUUCCCUGUGGCACCUAACCCUGGAACUUUUAGGCUUUCAAAGAAAAGCACCACUCUGCUGUCCCAGCUUCCUAAGUCUCAGGGCAUUGUGGUUUGCUGAGGACCAGCCUGUCACCUGCUUACUCCUGUAGGUUCAGUCCUACAGCCUCAGAAGCCUUGCAGAGAAGGUGGGAAGACCCUUAAUGUUCAAUGUGCGUGGCACCUAAGGGAUUCUUCAAUUUGAGAGCAGCUUUGUUGCCUCUGAACUCAGAGGACCAGGACUAAUGUGGAGAACAGCAAUUAGAAAAUAUAAUGGUCAUUAUAUUUAGUUCUGGGAUUUCCAAAGACUAUGCAGACAGUCUUCAAAAAGUAUAACAAUUAAGACAAUUUUUUCUGAUUUUAAAUGUUUGUAAGAUAGGAACCUCAACUCUACUCUGUCUAGCUCAAGAUACCUUUAUAGGCUCUGUGUUAUCUCCCAUAUGGGGUCCUGGGAGGCAGACUGAGUAUUAAACUGUUACUUGGCAAAUAGGUGCCCCGGGGGAGCACUUGACACAGAUUGUCUCCUCUCUAGCAAUCACUAUAGAGAUGUUAUUCCCUUUUUCUAGAGGAGAAAAUGGAGCUGUUGUCUUCAAUCCUUGUCCAAAUGCAUAGGUAGUGAUCUGCAGAACAAGAAUUCAAAUCCUGGCUGUCUGGUUUGAGAGCCUGGGCUCUGGGCUACCACCCUUGCCAAACAGUUACUGGGCUGUGGGGAAGGAGCCAGAGAUGCUUGUUAGAAAUUCAUGUCCUGGGCCCCACCCCAGAUCUCCUGAGACAGAAUUCCCCUCCCGUAUGGUAAAAUACAAAAAGCUCAGGCUACAGCGUGUCACAGUCUGAGUGCACUUCCUUGCCCCAUGAGCUCUGUGGGCCUUGGCCAAGUUACUCUCUUACCCUUUUGGCUUCAGCCCCCUCAUCUGAACUGAAGAAACAGACUCGGAGUAAGUCCUGGCUCUGCCUCUUAUAAGUGGGGUGACUUUCUCUGCUUCCACUUCUUUGUCUCUAAAAUGAAGACAGAAGAGUCCCUACCUUGUUGUGAGAAUUAAAUGAGCUAAUAUUUGUAUAAAAUGCUUAAAACACUGCCAGGUGUUUGUAAAACUUUUUAAAUUCUAUAUAGGGACUCUGUCACCUUUUGUGACUUGGUUCUGAAGGCUGCUGAAAUGAGAGCAAUGGAUUGCUUACUCAGUCUAAUUAUAUAAUCACUCUGUAGAGCAGAGAUUAGAAAAUUUU